This is a messenger RNA of Pedinophyceae sp. YPF-701, 1209 nucleotides long. The record is from the annotation of a GenBank genome assembly. Lineage: Eukaryota; Viridiplantae; Chlorophyta; Pedinophyceae.
AUGAGUGACGCCGAGGAAAUGCAAAGACCAGCGCUCGAGCUUCUGCGCGAGAAGCGCAUCAGGGAGAUCAGGGCUAAGAUGGAGUCGAUGGGCCUGAUUGACCUCGCCCAGAACUUGAUGGGCAAAGAAACCAAGGCUCCACCCAGGAAGGCAGGGGGGGCACGCAAGAAGGCCAAGAUCCGCGGCCCACAGGAGCUCCGGAGAUCGCGCCGCCUUCAGGGGCUUCAGCCCGCGGCAGGAGAGAUCGCUGCAGCACAAAUUGACUCGCAACAAAACAUGGAGCUCGACCAGGCCGCAAGAUCCGAGCAGGGCACCGUCGGGGACCGGGCUGGGGACAACGACGCUGAUGCUCACCCCGAGCUUCCGCCGUUGCAUAAAGCGUGGCUCGAGGGCACUCCUGACAAGUUCGGCUUCCUCGCCAGACUCGAGAAGCUGCCGCCGCUCCCCCCCGGUGAGAUUGCGGACCCAGAGCACCUCGCGUCCGCGCGGCUCCUUGGCGCCGAGUUCCUGCUGAAGGCCGGCGAGCUGCGAUGCGGUCGAUACAGGCGCGAAUUUCGUCAGAAAGUCGCUGCUUUGGAACUUCUCGCCAAUCGUCCUGGCAUCGUGCAAUGGGGCGCCGUGCUCCCCGAGUGGAUUUACGGGGCGGCGGCUCUGUCGUCGGACACGGACACGCGUGAGGUUUUACGCUCCUUGAGCAGACCGCGCGGUCUCAGGGGCGGCCCUCACGCGACAACACUCAGGAAACAGCACGCCGACAUCAUCAAGACCCUGGAGCGGCGCGCGGCUGCUGUUUUGGCCACACAGACAACUUUCAUGGGAUACAACAUGAGCGGAAUGGAUUUGGAUGCGCUGAGUGGCUGCUUCACCGGAAACACGACAACGGGAGAGUGCACGCGGAAACUCCGCGACUACACUGAGUACUACGCUUGGGCGCGCGAGCAGCGAGAAAACGGGAAAUCCUACGAUGCCGCGGAGAUCAAAUCUGCGGAUCCGCAGAAAAGAAGGCAAAGGUUGGGCGGUCUAAAGAUCUUCCAGCUCGCGAAGGAUUUUUUUCGUGGGGACUUCCAGGUUAACCACCCGGAGGCUUUGGCCUUUGUGGAUGGGUCACGCACCUCGUCGCCACAGCGUGUUCGAGGAGGGGUGGAUGGCCGGUUGGUAGAUGAGGCCAUCCGCAGCCCGUGCCCCACCACGUCCUGGUCUGAGAAAUGA